This is a messenger RNA of Rotaria sp. Silwood2, 2181 nucleotides long. NCBI's taxonomy places the organism in Eukaryota, Metazoa, Rotifera, Eurotatoria, Philodinida, Philodinidae. The record is from the annotation of a GenBank genome assembly.
AUGUCUUCUCAAAAUGAGAAUGACACUAUAUUAUCAAAUGAAGAUACUCCUAUAACAACAGCUAGUCAUAAACGUCGUGUACGUUUUCCAAGUGAUGAAUCACAAUUACGUAUGAUAUCAGUUACACCUGAACCAUUAUCAAAUCAACCAUUAUAUUCACUUGGUGUUAUAUUACAACGUUAUCGUGGUGCAUGUCAACGUUUACAAAUACGUCCGUUAAAUUGUUUAUUAGAUCAAUUAAGUACAUUAGAUGAUAAUAGAAAAUCAUUUAAUGAUCGUCUUAAUUAUUUAAAAAUAACAAAUGAAAGAUUAGAUAUAAAACAUAUUGAUGCUAUUGAAGAAAUUUUAUCACGUUGUCGUUUUCAUACAUUAGAUUUAGAAUCAUCAUUUACCGAUGAUAUAACACUUGUGCAAUUAUUUGAUGUUAUUGAAUAUUAUGAAUCAUGUAUACAUUUAAAUUUAUCAAAUAAUCGUUCAAUUAAUGUACAAGGUUAUCAAGCAUUAGCAAGAUAUUUAAGAAAAGCACAUUAUUUAGAAAGACUUGAUAUGAAUUCAAUGCGUUUUGAUGAUAUGAGUAUAUUAGGUUUUGGACGUGCAUUGCGUUUAGCAUCAACAUUAUAUGAAUUACAUUUAGAAUCAUGUCAAUUAAAUGGUAAAAUUUUACAAAAAUGUAUACAAAAUUUACGUUUAUGUGCUUGUUUACGUGAUCUUUAUCUUUGUGAUAAUCGCCUUCAAGUGCAAGAUUCAUUACUCAUAAAUGAUCUGAUUCGAUCUUGUGGUCAAUAUCUUCAUGUACUUGAUCUUCGUUCAAAUUCAUUACAAGAUAAUGGUAUGUCUCAUAUAGCUUCACAAUUAAGUCAAUAUGAUGAACAUCAUACACAUCAAAAUGCUAUAUAUAAAAUAAGUUUUCAAUCAAAUCAAUUAACAUCUCAAGGUGUUGGUUUUCUAGCGAAAUCAUUACUACAUAAUCGUACAAUACGUUCAUUAAAUUUAAGUCAUAAUCCAAUAACAAAUGAAGGUUUAUUUUUAUUACGUGAUACAUUAUUAACAAAUCGAACAAUAAAUGAAUUAAUAUUAAGAAAUUGUCGUUUAACAGAUCAAGCUGCUAUUGCUUUAGCAGAAUAUAUUGCUGAAUCAUCAACAAUACAAUAUAUUGAUUUACGAGAAAAUAAUAUUCAAGCAAGUGGUAUAUGUGGUAUGGCAAUAGCAAUAAAAAACAAUAAAUCAUUAUUAAGACUUGAUUUUGAUCAAAUUAUUUCAACAUCAACCAAUUCAAAUAUACAAUCGAAUAAUCAGAAUAUUGAUCGAUCAACAACAAAUACAAGUAGUCUUCUUUCAUUAUCAAGUCUUCGACGAAUGACAAUUGGAUUAGGUAAUUUAACAAAUAAUCCAUCAAAUAAUUUAAAUGGAACAAAUAAUCCUGUUACACGUGAAUUAUUUGAACAAAAACUUAAAUGGAUGAAUGAUAUUGAAUGUAUUUGUCAAAGAAAUUUACUUCUUUAUGAAGAUCGAUUACGUCGACAACAAGAAGAAGAAGAAGCAAAACAACAACAACAACAAAAUGGACAAAUAAUUGAUAAUAAUGAAAAAACUAUAACUAAUGGAACUGAUCAACAAGAAUCAUCAACUAUGACACUGAAUGAUAUUCUUUUAGAAGAAAAUAUUACAGAUGAACUUCCAUCAAAUGAUAAUAUUCCUUCAUUAUUGACAGAUAAUGAACAUUUACCAUUUUGUAUACAAGAUAACAGUGAAGAUAAACUAAUAUCAACCGAUGAAGUUUUACAAUCAAAAGAUACUUCUGUUAAUAAUAAUGAUAUUAUUGUAGAACUUUUAAAUACUCACACUCAUGAUAAUAAUGAAGUUGGACAAGAAAUAGAUAAUCCUAUCGAGUCUCAAUCCAAUGGUGAUAAUCAAGCAAAAUUGCAAACAAAUAAUAUUGAUGAAAAUUCAACAUUAGCAGAUUCACUUUCAAUGCCUAAUCAAAAUAAAGAUAAUCUUGACAAUAAUAAUGAUGAUGAUGAUAGUGAUAAACGAAGACUUCAACAUUCAGAUAGUCUUCAUUUAUUAAGAAAAAAAGUUCAACAUGAAGAUAAUAAUACAAGUGAUGAUGAAUCUGAUUUGUCAUCAUCGAUGGAACAACAACAACAACAACAACAGCCAAAAAUAACAGAUGGUGUAUAG